AACACAUAUAUAUGCCUACAAAAAAUAUAAAUACAUAUAUGCUUUUGGGACAAAAAAUACAAAGAAAUAAAAAAGAGUAAAUUAAAGAAGAAAAAACUCAAGUGGCGAAAUCUACGCAGAGAAGGAGGAAGAAGGACCCUCGCAAGUGAAAUGUUGCACUGUGUGUGGGUGUCAAAUUUGUGAAAAGGCAGAAGUUUCCUGUCUGUGUGUUGUAUGACUGAGGGAACAACACUAAUUGAGUUUUGAUUUCAUCUUCACCAAUGGAGUGCAACAAGGAUGAUGCUCUGAAGGCGAAACAAAUUGCUGAAGAUAGAAUGAAAAGUGGUGACUUUGUAGGGGCGCUGAAGUUUGCUAAGAAAGCUCAAAGACUGUUUCCUGAGAUACAGAACAUUACGCAGAUCCUUACUGCCUGUGAGGUUCACUGUGCUGCACAGAACAAACUCUCUAUGUCUGAUAUGGACUGGUAUGGAAUUCUUCUGACUGAUAAAUUUACUGAUGAAGCAACAAUAAAGAAGCAGUAUAAAAAGCUUGCACUGCUACUUCAUCCUGAUAAAAAUAAAUCUGCUGGGGCAGAGGCUGCUUUCAAGUUGAUCGUGGAUGCUAACAGAGUAUUGAGUGACCAAACAAAGCGUUCUUUAUAUAACGCGAAGAUUAGCCGUCUUGUUGGAAUUACAGCACCGCAGGGUCCACCCUAUCAGGCAGAUAGGAAUAAUUACAAUACUAGUUUUUAUUCACACUCCCACACUCAGAAUUCAUCGCAAACAUUUUGGACAUUAUGCCAACAUUGUGAUACUAAGUAUGAGUACUACAGAACCGUUGAAAAUUCUACCUUGCAUUGUCAACAAUGUUCAAAACUUUUUAAAGCUUAUGAUAUUGGGUUCUGGGGGGCACCAUCAGGACAUACAUCAUCAUCAUUUAACAGUCAUAAAGAUCCUCCAAACCAUGUGCCACCAAAAGAAGCAUCGAAAAGUAAUGGUGGAAAACCUUAUGGUAAAGGACCGGCAGACAAAUUUGUGCCGUCUUGUCCUGUACCUAUGGCAAAAUGUAGUGCUGGAGGUGAUGCCUCUUCAAAAGUUCGAAACAGUAAAGAUAGCAAUGGAGCUGCAGGAGUGACGAAGGCUGGUGCUGGAACUUCCAAUGGUACUACAUCCAAAGCCAAGCAAUCACAAACCCCAACAAAGAUUGGAAGUAAGAGAGCAAGGCAGUCAGCAUCAGCAGAUUCAAGAUACGAUAACAUGGAUGGAAAUAGCAAUGGCAUGAAAGACAGUGAUGUUCAAAAAAGUGGUGUUGAUCCUUCUGGACUUGAUUCUGGAGUCCAUUCUAGGAGAUCUUCCAAGAUAAAGCAGCAAGCUUCGUUCACAGAAACUGCUGGAGAUGGUGAGUUUAAGAAUGCUUCCAAAAGGCAACGGCAAGAUAAGACCACUAAAGUGGAUAAAAGAAAAGUGCCUGCAAAUGGUGGGUUGUUCAAUAAUAACACAAGUCCAACUAGUUUCACUGCUGAUGUGGCUGCUCAGAAUGGAGAGAUGAGAAAUAAAGAAAAUGCCCAACCUGAAAAAACAGUUUCAAGGAAUAAAAUGAAAACUGAGCAACUGAAUCCACAAAGAAAGGAGACAUCCAAUCCUGAUAUUAUUUGCUGUCCUGAUCCAGAAUUCAGUGAUUUUGAGAAGGUUAGGAAAAAAGAUUGUUUUGCUGUUGGUCAAUACUGGGCUGUUUAUGAUAAUACUGAUUGUAUGCCAAGAUUCUAUGCUCGCAUCAAGAAGGUGCACUCCCCUUUCGGGCUGGAAUAUACUUGGUUGGAACCAAAUCCAGUUCGCAAAGACGAAAUUGAUUGGCAUGAUGCAGGUUUGCCUGUUGCGUGCGGUAAGUACAGACUCGGUCAUUCUCAGAUAAGUAGAGAUAUUGUUAUGUUUUCUCACGAGGUGCAUUGCAUAAAAGGGAGUGGUAGGGGUUCUUAUCUAGUAUAUCCCAUGAAGGGUGAAACUUGGGCAAUUUUCAGACAUUGGGAUAUAGGAUGGAGUUCCGAACCAGAAAAGAAUUCAGAAUAUCAAUUUGAAUUUGUGGAAGUCCUAUCUGAUUUUGAUGAGAGUGAUGGUGUUAAAGUUAGUUAUCUAAGCAAAGUGAAAGGGUUUGUAAGUCUCUUUCAGCAAACUGUGCAGAAUGGAAUUAGCUUAUGUUGUAUUCCACCUACUGAGUUGUACAGGUUUUCACAUCGGGUUCCUUCAUUUGUGAUGACUGGUAAAGAAAGGGAAGGCGUUCCAAGUGGAUCGUAUGAACUUGAUCCUGCUGGCCUACCUAUGAGCGUUUUUCAAGUUGGUGAUCAUGGGGAUAUGAAGGACAAUGAGAAGUUAAACAAUGUAAGAAGUUCUUUCCAGGAACCUUCCAAGUGUAAAGUUGAACAUGAAAAGUUGAAUGAGAGCGUUCACAAAGCAAAGUUACGAGAGAGUAAUGGUACUGAAAGAGUUCCACAAAUCAGUAGAAGAGUUUCACCAAGGUCAAACACAAAAAGUAUGGGCAAUGGUCAAGCAAGCACUAGUCACUAUAUGGCUAGAGAGGAUGACAAAAACAGUAGCCACAGGGACUGCAGUCAACCGGAGGGAAGUGAAGCUGCUGCAUGCCAGACCAAUGAAAAUUUCGAAACAUCAAAGAAACCCAGGAAGAGAAAUUAUCAUGGAGAUGUAUUGACAGUUCGAAGGUCACCUAGAGAUUUAAGCAAGAAAAAUGAUGUAGGAGGUGCCGGCGAUUGUGCAACUGACAACUUGACUGAUAAUCAUUCCAACCCUAACAAUAAUAUUAAGGAAACCGUGUUUUCUCAGUUGGCAGGAAGUGCUAUCGCACAUUUGAAAAAAGAUUUGAGAGUUGUGGGAGCAUAUUAUGACUUCAAUAAGGAAAAACCCAGGGAGAUGUUUCAGUGUGGUCAGAUAUGGGCAAUAUAUGGUGAUAGGGAUAAUUUUCCUGAUGUUUAUGUUCAAAUCAAGAAGAUUGAAUCCUCCACUAAUUUUCGGCUGCACGUAUCUGAACUUGAACCCUGUUCGUCACCAAAAGGUUUGAAGCAAACAAUAUCCUGUGGUUCCUUCAAAACUAAAAAAGCCAAACUCCUAAUUCUCUCUCCCUCUACAUUCUCUCAUCAAGUAAAAGUUGAGCCCACGGGAAAUAGAAUAUAUGAAAUAUACCCUAAAAAAGGUGAGAUUUGGGCUCUAUACAAGGAACAGAACUACGAACUCAUUUCUUCAAACCAGGGAAGAGGCAGAAGUGAGUGUCAUAUAGUAGAAGUAUUAGCAGACAGUGACAAGAGUAUACAAGUUGUUGUUCUGGUGCGUCAUAGCAGAUCUCAGCCCAUUUUCAAGCCUCCCAUUAUUCGGCGAUCUAAGACCAGUAUAAUUGAAAUCUUAAGAGAAGACGUUGGCAGAUUUUCACAUCAGAUUCCUGUAUUUAAGCACAAUGGGGAAGACGAUGUUCAACUCAGAGGGUGUUGGGUGGCCGAUCCUUCUUCAAUUCCUGGUUUUUCACACACUUAAGUUGAAGUAUAGCCUUUUUUAUUCUCUGUCUCAGUUAGUUAGCUGUAAACUUAUGUUUUAUGGUACAAUUUAACCAGCUAUUUUCUGAAGUAUGAAAAAUGUAGCGGAAAUGUGUUGAAAAGAUUUCCAUAUGGUCAGUUGUUAUUGUUAAAGCUGCUGUGUCUUGAUUUGGCUCCGAUGCCAGAUCUUGUGUUGGCAUUUAACACUUAUAUUGAUGUUCAGAUUUAUCCUUAACAAUUUUACUGAGUAACUUGCAACUCUCAAGAGAGAGGGAGUCUUUCAUGGCAA
Medicago truncatula (barrel medic) is the source of this 3803-nucleotide messenger RNA. RefSeq lists its product as uncharacterized. The record is from RefSeq and is a predicted model, not a curated record. Lineage: Eukaryota; Viridiplantae; Streptophyta; Magnoliopsida; Fabales; Fabaceae. The transcript has 2 exons. Bases 261 to 3515 code for a protein of 1084 amino acids.